AUGUCUUUACAAAAGACUGCUUUACAAAAGACAGCUUUACAAAAGACAGCUUUACAAAAGACAGCUUUACAAAAGACAGCUUUACAAAAGACUGCUUUACAAAAGACAGCUUUACAAAAGACAGCUUUACAAAAGACAGCUUUACAAAAGACUGCUUUACAAAAGACAGCUUUACAAAAGACAGCUUUACAAAAGACAGCUUUACAAAAGACUGCUUUACAAAAGACAGCUUUACAAAAGACGUCUUGA
Trichomonas vaginalis G3 is the source of this 249-nucleotide messenger RNA. RefSeq lists its product as uncharacterized. Bases 1 to 249 code for a protein of 82 amino acids. The transcript has a single exon. The record is from RefSeq and is a predicted model, not a curated record. Lineage: Eukaryota; Parabasalia; Trichomonadida; Trichomonadidae.